AUGCGUCAAACAUCGGAUCAGUUUUACAUUGAUGUUUUGUGCCUCUUUAUUAGUCCACUGUUUAGCAACCCGGAGGAAGCGCUGCGAUUGAAACUUAUACAAUGGCUGGUACGCCGGUACCUAUCUUCCAGGAAAGGCGAUAAUUUAGGUGUGUUUAUUACGGGCUAUAGACAGGUAGCGGGCCGCUACAUUCGGUUGUUAUUCAGCACAAUCGAGGAGGUGUGCGCCUUGCUUGAUAUUCCCCCGUUUUCGAUAAAGGUAGACUUCAUCACGGAUCACAAUUCACAUACGCAGUUGCAUGACAAUGUAUAUAAUUGUAUAGAUGCGCUGCGUCGCCCUAAACUUCUUGAUAACGACGAGCCCUCAAAACUUGCAUUACAGGGAAAGGAUUCUUCUGCGCUGGAUAUUCACUUGAACGAGAUAUUAACUCCAUUAUUGUUACAUCGGGAUUACUAUAGCGCAUACAGUAUCAGCGAAGUCGAGUUGAUACUGUUGUCAGGUGCCAACAGUGGCAAACAAUUCAUCCGGUGGUUCACGGACUUCCAGCGAGCUUCCGCAGAUGACGGUCGUUACGGCGGGCAUGAGGAAUGGGAGCUACACAUAAUACGAAUUGAAGACGUCUUGUCACCUUUCUUCGGUGAAAGCGAGCGCCGCUUAGUACUACAGUUCGAAGCAGCAACGUCCAACAUAAGUGAGAGUUCGACUUGUAUAUGCAUCGAAGGCGUGCACCACUUUCAACAAAACAAGGAAGAUUUGAGCGAAUUAGAUCGCAGGCUGCUUGCUACAUUGCUUCUUUUGCUCGACAGCGUUUCUAAGUCUGACAGCAUCCUGCCUCACACCCUUGUCAAUUCCAGUGGUGGGUUGCGGGCCAGCGGCUCUUUACUUGUGGUGGCAACUAGCGACUGUCAUGCCGACCAACUAUCAGAUGCACUCACAAGGCCUGGAAGAUUGGACAGGGUGAUAUAUGUCUGA
Molecule: messenger RNA, 972 nt
Organism: Babesia ovata
Lineage: Eukaryota; Apicomplexa; Aconoidasida; Piroplasmida; Babesiidae
Product: ATPase AAA
Exons: 1
Coding region: 1-972 (323 amino acids)
Molecular function (GO): ATP hydrolysis activity; ATP binding
Source: RefSeq, a predicted model, not a curated record